Molecule: messenger RNA, 2890 nt
Organism: Coregonus clupeaformis (lake whitefish)
Lineage: Eukaryota; Metazoa; Chordata; Actinopteri; Salmoniformes; Salmonidae
Gene: nmnat2
Product: nicotinamide nucleotide adenylyltransferase 2
Exons: 11
Coding region: 118-1044 (308 amino acids)
Biological process (GO): NAD+ biosynthetic process
Cellular component (GO): Golgi apparatus
Molecular function (GO): nicotinate-nucleotide adenylyltransferase activity; nicotinamide-nucleotide adenylyltransferase activity
Source: RefSeq, a predicted model, not a curated record
GGAGACUGGGAUACUGCCGCAUCCAAAUGAACCUUACCUCUCUCUGCGGUCGCUAACAGUAAAACAAAGGAGAACAAAUCGGUAGUUGCAGAAAAUAAACUCAUAUCCAGUCAUAUCAUGACGGAGAACACUAAAACGCACGUUAUAUUGCUGUCAUGUGGAAGUUUUAACCCCAUCACUAAAGGACACAUUCAUAUGUUUGAGAAAGCCAGAGAAUACCUGCACAAAACAGGGAAGUUCAUUGUGAUUGGGGGCAUCAUCUCUCCUGUACAUGACUCCUAUGGAAAACCGGGUCUGGUCCCCAGCAGACAUCGUCUCACCAUGUGUCAACUGGCAGUCCAGUCCUCUGACUGGAUCAGAGUGGAUCCCUGGGAGUGCUACCAGGACACAUGGCAGACUACGUGCAGUGUGCUGGAACAUCAUCGUGACCUCAUGAAGAGAGUCACAGGGUGUAUUCUAUCCAAUGUGAACACACCGUCCACAACUCCAGUGAUCGGCCAACCACAGAAUAAGACUCAGACUGCCAUCUAUCAGAACCACAACACAAUAAACAACAAGCCCAUUGCCAUUAAGCUGUGGGGGAAGAUGAGUGAGAGCUUGGGCAAAAUUUGCUGUGUUCGCCCCCACAUUGACCGUUUCACCUUUGUAGAUGAAAAUGCCAACCUUGGCACUGCAAUGCGAUAUGAGGAAAUUGAGUUGCGCAUCUUGCUCCUAUGUGGCAGUGAUCUUCUGGAGUCAUUCUGCAUCCCUGGCCUAUGGAAAGACAGUGAUAUGGAGGUGAUUGUGGGAGACUUUGGGAUUGUUGUUGUGCCUCGGGACGGAGUUGAUACAGAGAGGAUAAUGAACCAUUCCUCUGUGCUGCGCAAGUACAAGGAUAACAUCACUGUAGUAAAAGACGAUGCCAACCACCCAAUGUCCAUUGUCAGUUCAACCAAGAGCAGACUGGCCCUGCAGCACGGUGACGGCCAUGUGGUGGACUACCUGAACCAGCCAGUCAUCGACUACAUCCUGCAGAGUCAGCUCUACAUCAAUGCUUCUGGAUAGGAACUACUGCUUUGGCCUGCUGGCAUAUUGUCCCAGUCUGUCUUUCAUGUGAAACGUAUACUCCUCUUGAGCUAGUGCUUUUCCAUUUAAAGAUAUCCAUGUCCCUUCUUACUGUAUCAUAGUGACCCAUCUGACCUGUGGAUGUACAGCGAGGUGCCUGAGAGCUGUGUGUACGUGUGGACCACCUUCACAACUGACUUUGUGUAAGCUGCGCCGGCCGGGUGGGAUAGAGAGGGGGAUGGGGUUUUGGGUUGUGUCCCAAGUAGCAUAAUUUUCCCUAUUGUGCACUACUUUAGACCUUGCCAACAAUAGUGCACUUUAUAGGGAAUAGGGUGAAAUUUAGGAUGCAGCCUUGACAUCAUGAAGAGAGUGUGCAGAGAUUGUAACCUAUUGCAUUUAGGCCUUUGCUGUUGAUUUAAAUCUCUCCGUUUUUAGACUGCAUGCUUAGAAAGUUUCUGUUCUGACAUGAGUACUUACUCAUGUCGUAGAUAUGAUAUGUUGUGAAAGUGUUUGCAAAAAAACGAACAUAUAGUGGGUACCCACCCCUCACUUCAUUUUCUAUUCACUCUAAAUCUACUGUAUGUACAGAAGUAUCUGUAUUGAUGUAUCUGCGAUUGCAUAUCAAUGCCUAAAUGUUUGGUCUUCAGUGGGCAUUCAUGCAAAAUGUACAUCUGUUUGCACAUAAGAGAAUGAUUUGUACAUUGAUUUCUUUUUGUGUGCAAAGGAUUUUACAAGUUUCUUCUGCUUGCCACUGGGAAAAUGACCACGACUCCCAAAACAAAUGCAAUUAACCUGUUUCUUACUUUGUGCUAUGUAGCUAGCUGCUCAAGAUUCUUUUAAAUAUUGAGGAAAAAAACAACCGCACAAACUACAGAACUGCAUUUCAUGUGCCAUGGGGAUGAAUUCACAUAUGCAAGUCUCUCCCUCUCCUUGCACUUAACACUCUGUCAUAAUAACAUCAAUCUGAAAUAAAUGUGCUCUAAUGUUGUACUGCAAAGGAAGUGGGGAUAUAGCCUUUGAUCAGUAGUUUCUUACUAAAACUUCUCAUGGUCAGGGCCAAGACACUUUAGACAGUUUGGUUUAAUGAGCAUUGAGUGUAACCCUUGCUUUAUACAGUCUUACUGCAAGGAAGGGUAAAUGAGUGUAUAUGUGCACAUUUUGGUUUAAUAAGUGGUUUUAAUUGUGACCAAAGCAUCUUGCAUACAUAUUUACAGUAGCUUUGUAUGUGUAAAUUUGGCUAAGAUUAUUAGGUUAUUCAAUUUUAAUAGCAAGGAAGCAAAAGCAAAAUACAUUCCACUAUUUCCGGAAAUGUCAUGGUUCAUGAUUUUUAAGAAAUAGACACACAAGUGCUAGUUGUCCAUAUAGUAAUGUCAUUCUCCAGCCUUGUGGAGAGCAUAGAAGCCUGACAUGAUGCAAGACUAUCAAUAGACAAUUUUCAAGUCGUGUCGAAAGUAAUAUUACAUUUUAUCUGGAAUGGCCAGAAAACGUUAAAACAGGCAUAUUUACAUAACGAACAUGAGUUGGAGGGUUAAAACUAUUGAAUAUUAAAGAAUUAAACCUCUCACUUAAAAAGACUGAAAAUGAUAUCUAAAUCCAAACUGUUUUUUGAGCAGGCUACAUUUGACAAUGGAACCCUGUUUAAAGGCAUACAGAGUUGGUUACAAUUCCAAUUUCAUCCUCCAGAAGAGGCAGAACAAAUAUUACAGAAAAUAAUAUGGCUAAACUCCAGUGUACUGAUAGAGGAAAGACAAUGUUUAUGAAUGACAUUGUAAAUAAGGACAGUCAAAUUUUGUCACACAAGCAAGUAAUUAACAAAGGUGUAUGGAGAUGUAUGCUCAAUACAAAA